Molecule: messenger RNA, 1142 nt
Organism: Hibiscus syriacus
Lineage: Eukaryota; Viridiplantae; Streptophyta; Magnoliopsida; Malvales; Malvaceae
Product: expansin-A4-like
Exons: 3
Coding region: 84-860 (258 amino acids)
Biological process (GO): plant-type cell wall organization
Cellular component (GO): extracellular region
Source: RefSeq, a predicted model, not a curated record
UCACACACUCGCCUUCUCUUCAUCACCCCCUUUCAUACCUAAAUUCAUCCUUUAUCUUUUUCACUCUGCUUCUUUAGUCAAAUAUGUCAUUCUGGGGUAUUACUGGCCUGAUUCCUUUGCUCCUCAUUCUCCAAGCUGUUGAAGCCAGAAUCCCCGGUGUUUACUCCGGCGGUGCUUGGCAAAGCGCCCAUGCCACUUUCUACGGUGGCAGUGAUGCUUCUGGGACAAUGGGUGGAGCUUGUGGCUAUGGAAACCUUUACAGCCAAGGCUAUGGAGUGAACACAGCAGCUUUGAGCACUGCUCUUUUCAACAAUGGGUUCAGCUGCGGUGCCUGUUUUGAGAUCAAAUGCGCUAGUGAACCACAAUGGUGCCAUUCCGGCAGCCCUUCCAUUUUCAUAACCGCAACCAACUUUUGCCCUCCAAAUUAUGCUCUGCCCAGCGAUAAUGGCGGAUGGUGUAACCCCCCUCGUCCUCACUUCGAUCUCGCUAUGCCCAUGUUCCUUAAGAUUGCCGAGUACCGUGCCGGCAUUGUCCCCGUCUCUUAUCGCAGGGUGCCAUGCCGGAAGAAGGGUGGAAUAAGGUUCACGAUCAACGGUUUCCGUUACUUCAACUUGGUUCUAAUCACCAACGUGGCUGGUUCCGGUGACAUCGUGAGGGCAAGCGUUAAAGGUUCCAAAACAGGGUGGAUGAGCUUGAGCCGAAACUGGGGUCAGAACUGGCAAUCUAACGCCGUUUUGGUCGGUCAAUCUCUUUCAUUUAGGGUCACCGGCAGUGAUCGUAGAACUUCUACGUCGUGGAACAUUGUCCCUUCUAAUUGGCAGUUUGGUCAAACUUUCACGGGUAAAAAUUUCAGGGUCUAAAACAUGUAUUUUUUUAAGUGUUGGGGUUUAAAUACUUGGUAGGGAAAGUGCGUGUUUAAGAUUGUUUUGACUUUUGACGGUGAGUGAAAGUGGGUUGUUACCUCUUCCUGUAAUGGGCUUUUCACUUCUUCUUUCCUUGGGUGAAAGGGUGAGACAGAGAGUUAAAAAAAGUUGAAUGUAACGGGGGCUGAUGUGGCUUGGAAAGAAGUUGUAGCCCGCAGCUUUAAUACUUUUCUUUUCUAUUAUAUGUUUAAUUUAAUGAAAGAAACUGUCAUUUACUAA